AUGGCUACCAGAACUGGCCACGCUGGCCGUACUGCCAGGCUUGAGAGUGUUUUUUACUCAUUCAUCAAAGGCGACCGCACUAUAAAAUCCUCACACGACUCCAAGCUCUUCUUCGAGGCCGUCGACGUUAUAUGUGAACAGAAAUCUGCGGCAGUUUGCAUGGAAUGCAUAAUUGCGUCAAAUGAAGGCCUUAGCACGGUGAGAAGUGCCGUUCGCAGUAAUCUCACGCCCGCAUUCAUUAUGACUUCAACGGCUGCCUUUAUCAAUCAAGUAUGCCAGCCUCAGGUCAAAGCAAUGAAUGAUGGCGGCUUUCUUCAGAAACUGCUGAAGGAAAUUCUCUCCCCAUCCACAUUCUGGACUGCAUUUCUCGGCCUCUAUACAUCCAACCAACUUAGUGAUAAUAGCUUGGUUGCUUUUGCGUCUCUCUGUUUGGAAAUCGUGUCUUCGUCAUCACCCGAGGUCCUGGUGCUCUCUCGUGAUGUGGAGUCACUUACUGGAAACCUAUCACUGACAAAGUCACCAUCCGAGGCAGUACGGGCAUUUGGUUACCGCAUCGACAAUGUACUUCAAGUUAGAAAUAGCCCUGCAACUGCCUCAGUUCGAGUGGGCUAUAGCCCUGGUGGCAGACAUGACAACGAUUUCGAGGAUUUUCGCAAAAUUUCCAUUUUCCCUACCGCUCAUGAGGUUAGCUCGAAAGAGGAACCUUUUUUGCAACGGCUAGACGAUGUGUUUGAAGUCCCCAGAGACACGCGUGCGAGAAAUCACCUUGACUGGCUGUUCCGCCUUUUGAGAGAGGAUAUGCUUGCAGAUCUAAGGGAGGAUCUGCAGAUAGCAUGGGGACAAAAAAAGGCCAGACGCAAAUCAUCGACAUACGGUGGUCUCAGUCUGGUGGACUAUGACAUUGGAACUGAUCGUUCAUCGAAGCCAUUCACGCUGUUGCUUCAGUGUCGAGAGGGAAUCUUCUUUCCUCCGAAUAUGCGUACUAAAGAAGGCAAGAAGAAGCACCUCGAAGAUUCCAAGCACAUUGUGAGGCACAAUUCUUUCGGCGCUCUGUGCUUAGAUCAAGGCAUCAUCGGCUUUGGUUCUAUUGUACGCGAUAUAGACUGGCUCCUCGAAGACCCCCCAAGAAUUGGAAUACAGUUUACCGAUAAUACUGGGUUAAAGGGAGCAGUUCAGGCACUCAUGGGCCCGAAUAACCAUAAACUCAGAUUUUACGUCGUCGAUACCGCAACAUUUGCCUACGAACCAAUAUUAAAUCGCUUGAAAGAAAUCACAGAGAUUCCGAUCGAGAAUGCCAUCCUCGAUCCGUCAGGGCCUCCAUCUCAGUACGAUCCCCCUCUGAUAUUGUACGAAUUCAUCCAAGGUUUAAAACGCGCGCUGUUUCGUCAAGAGUCAUUCGACCUAGAGAGCAAACUAGGUAUCAAAGUGCAGGUUCGAGAUGCACAGCUCAAGUCGCUGAUCAACGGCCUGGAAAGCCCUGUUGGGCAGAUUCAAGGCCCACCAGGAACGGGCAAAUCUUUCAUUGGAGCUAUUAUUGCCUUGGCUCUUAUGAAAUUGACUGAUUUUCGAGUUUUGAUUCUGAGUUAUACAAAUCACGCCUUGGAUCAAUUUCUUGAAGAUUUGAUGAAGAUAGGCAUUCCGCGGAGUGACAUGGUUCGAAUUGGUUCUAAAGCCUCUGCGAAAACAGAACCGUUACGAAUCGAUGCCCUCGCAAAGGAACCUCAAUUCCGUUUCAGCAGCGAGACUAAAUCGAUGCUUAGUGCCACAAGAACGGGAACACUGGAGUCAAAGAUGAUGUUAGAUGAUAUUAUAGAGGAGCUAACAAAGUCAAAAAUUCAGUCACAGCAAAUAUUGGACAUGCUAGAGUUCUCUGAUUUUGAGCACUGGGAUGCAUUCCAAGUUUCUGGUGACGAGAAGAUUGCAGGAAGAAACAACAGGGCGCUGCGGCCUGCUGAUAUCUACGAUUACUGGGUAAAAGGAAAACAGCUAUCAUCGCUAGGCUUGCUGACUGGUCAAAUGACUCCUGAAAAUCACCAGGUUUGGCAAAUGCCACGAAAAAUGAGACAGAAACUCCAUGAUGAAUGGAAAGGCCAAAUUCGACAGGAGCAGAUUGAUGAGUUUGCACAACAAGCAGAGACAGCAAAUAAUGUCUAUCGUCAAAUAGACAGCCUUCUCAAAGAAAACAAGAGAAGCAUUGUCAAGAGCAAGAGAAUAAUUGGAUGCACUACCACAGGCGCGGCAAUGUAUCAAUCCAUCAUACGAGCGGCUGAGCCAGAUAUUGUCCUUGUCGAAGAAGCCGGCGAAAUUCUUGAGGCACACGUCAUUACAUCUCUCAGCCCAUCUGUCAAACAACUGAUACUUAUCGGUGACCACAAGCAGCUUCGUCCCAAGAUCAACAAUUACAAUCUCUCUGUGGAAAAGGGCGAAGGCUAUGAUCUCAACGUUUCCCUCUUUGAGCGACUCAUUAGACAAGGCCAUGAGUUUACGACUCUCCAGGAGCAGCAUCGCAGUCAUCCGGAUAUCUCCCAAUUCUCACGACUUCUAGCCUACGAGGAGCUUAAAGACGUGCCAAAAACACGUAAUCGUGAAAAAAUACGUGGAUUGCGGGAGAGAGUCAUCUUUGUAAAUCACGAACAGCCGGAGGAGCAACUGGAUAGCAUUGCCGAUCCUCGGGAUCCAGGCUCAAAGGCCAGCAAGAAAAAUACGUUUGAGGCCGACAUGGUCUUGAAAACGGUCAAGUACCUGAGUCAACAAGGUUACAGCUCUGAAGAUAUAGUUGUUCUGACUCCGUAUAUGGGGCAGCUUUCACUCUUGAGACAAAAGCUCAGCGAGAUAAACGAUCCCUAUCUGAAUGAUUUGGACACUCACGAACUAGUACGCGCAGGAUUAAUGACACAGGCUGCUGCCAGGAGUACGAAGGGAAAAUUGCGUCUCUCGACCAUUGAUAAUUAUCAAGGAGAAGAAAGUGAUAUUGUGGUCAUAUCGCUAGCCAGAAGCAACAAGACAGGCGACGUUGGUUUCCUCACAGCUCGUGAGAGACUAGUCGUGCUCUUGUCACGAGCAAGAAACGGUAUUAUUCUCUUUGGGAAUAUGAAUACUUUCUUAGCUAGUAAGAAGGGCCACGAAAUGUGGAAAAUCUACUUCGACGCGAUGAAGGAAAAAGGAUUCUUGUUCGAUGGACUGCCUGUUCACUGCGAACAGCACCCUGAUCGAUCUGCUCUACUUCAGAAACCUCAAGAUUUUGCUGAGCACUGUCCCGAUGGGGGAUGCGCUCAGAUAUGGUGCGGGAUGCAUUCAUGCAAACGCCGAUGCCAUCGUAUGUCCAACCAUUCACAGGUGGUAUGUACAAAAAUGAUGCAGAGAACUUGCGAGCGCGGACACGAAGUGAAGCAUCUGUGUGGGAAAGAAAAUGAAGCCUGCAACUCCUGUGUGAGAGAAGACGAAGAAACACGACGGAGAGCCAAACGAGACCUUGAGAUGGAGAAAAGAAGGAUAGAGCAGCAAGAGAAAUAUCGCCGUGAGCUACAGGAUAUAGACGACGAAAUUGACCUUCACCAGCGCCGGAUGAAGUAUAACCAAGAAGAGGAAGAUCGAGCAAAAGAGCUUGCGGAGAAGAAAGCACAGCUGCAGGUUCUGCGAGAUGCAAAAGCAAGGCUAGAUGCAUCAAAACCAGCAGAAGCCAAGCCAGAUGAUACCGCAAAGCUUCAAGAGAAGAAAUCUGCUAGUUUCGACAGCCUUGGCCCUGCAGCGCAAGAAUGGGAAAUGAUGAAACGCAAUACUGGAGUUCACAAUGAUGCCCUGGAUGAACUGAUGGAUCUCAUUGGUUUAGAGUCAGUCAAAGCAGAAUUUCUCGCCAAAAAGUCAGAAUUCGACCUUGGCAUCCGACAAGGUGUCUCUCUCUCUGAUGCGAGAUUCAGCUGUUCACUUCUUGGCAAUCCUGGAACCGGUAAAACAACUGUGGCUCGUAUAUGGGGCAAAUUCCUCACUACUCUGGGAGCUAUCUCUGGAAAGUGCUUUGAAGAGACAACAGGCUCCAAGCUAGCCAACAUGGGAGUCAAAGGAUGUGAAGAUCUGCUUGAAAAGAUGAAAGACAAAGGGGGAGGAGUCUUUUUCAUCGACGAAGCUUAUCAGCUCUCAUCUGGCAACAGCCCUGGUGGUAAAGCGGUCCUAGACUACCUGCUUGCUGAGGUUGAGAAUCUCCGUGGAAAGAUCACUUUUGUUCUCGCUGGGUACUCUAAACAGAUGGAGACAUUCUUCGCACACAAUCCCGGUUUUCCUAGUCGAUUUCCUAUCACAAUGACCUUCGAAGACUACACUGAUGAAGAGCUGCGGGAAAUUCUCAAGCGCCAGGUAAAGCGCAGAUACGCUAACAAGAUGGAUGUCGAAGACGGUCUGGAUGGUCUCUACUUUCGUAUCGCUGCCCGAAGAGUCGGCCGGGGCAGAGGCAAAGAAGGAUUCGGGAAUGCCCGUGCUAUGGAAAACGCGUUGGCAAACAUAAGCAAGAGGCAAGCAACCCGCAUACGACUUGAGCAGCGAUCCGGGAAAAAUACGAAUGAUUUCCUGUUUACCAAAGAGGAUAUAAUUGGUCAAGAGCCAUCGAUAUCCCUGCAGAAUUGCAAGGCGUGGCAAAGUUUGAACCAGAUGGUUGGGCUGAAUGAAGUCAAGGGCGAAGUGAAAAUGCUACUCGACUCAAUUACAACCAAUUACCAGCGAGAACUCAAAGAAGGGCCUCUCAUACAAUUCACGCUGAAUCGAGUAUUUUUGGGGUCUCCGGGUACAGGCAAAACAACAGUUGCUAAGCUUUACGGAGAAAUUCUUGCCACUCUUGGCCUCUUAUCCAACGGAGAACUGGUCAUCCGAACUCCAGCUGAUUUUAUCGGCGCUUAUAUAGGACAUUCAGAAUCUCAGACAAAGGGUAUUCUAGCGGCAACCUUGGGAAAAGUGCUUGUAAUUGACGAAGCAUACGGCUUAUAUGGCGGGAAAAGCCAUGCGCCUGAUCCCUUCAAGACGUCCGUCAUAGACACGAUAGUCGCAGAUGUCCAGAAUGUGCCUGGUGAUGACCGCUGCGUCAUUCUAAUAGGCUACCAGGAGCAAAUGGAAGAAAUGUUCCAAAAUGUCAAUCCAGGGCUCAGCCGUCGGUUUUCAGUGGACACGCCAUUUGUUUUUGCAGAUUUUGAUGACAAUGCCCUAAGACAAGUGCUGGACAUUAAAUUAAAGGCUUCCGGCUUUACUACUACUGGAGAGGGCAAGACCGCUGCACUCGAUGUUCUCAUUAGGGAACGCAACAGGGCUCAUUUUGGAAAUGGCGGUGCGAUUGAGAAUCUUCUAAGCAAAGCCAAAGCCUCUUAUCAGAAGCGACUCUCCGCUGGAAAACUGAAACGGGAGGACCAAAUUGAAGCGGAGGACUUUGAUGAAGACUUUGACAGAACAACGAGAAAGGAGACGAAUGUGAGAGCACUAUUCCAGGAUGAUAUUGGGCGUGAGGAAGUUAUUGAGAAGCUCGAGAGCAUCCAGCGGAGAGUUCGACAGUUGAAAGCUGCUGGCUUAGAUGUGAAAGAAGACGUCCCAUUCAACUUCCUCUUCCGAGGUCCACCAGGAACAGGAAAGACAACUACGGCUCGAAAAAUGGGCAAAGUGUACUACGACAUGGGCUUUCUUAGCAAGGCUGUGGUAGAAGAGUGUUCAGCCACGGACUUGAUAGGCGAAUAUGUCGGCCAUACUGGGCCUAAAGUCCAAAAGGUUCUCGAGAAGUCACUUGGAAGAGUGCUUUUGAUCGAUGAAGCUUACCGGUUCGCUGAGGGCAAAUUCGCCAAAGAAGCUAUUGAUGAGAUUGUCGACUGUGUUACCAAGCCCAAAUAUCAAGGUAAACUCAUUAUUAUCUUGGCCGGUUAUGAGCACGAUAUAAAUCGGCUCUUAUCGGUGAACCCUGGACUGACCAGCCGCUUCCCUGAAUACAUCGACUUCAAGCCCCUCAAGCCAGAUGCUUGUUUCCAGCUGCUUGCCGAUCUUUUGCGAAAGAGAAAGGCAGAGCUUAUAAGCAAGGGCAAGGACAUGGACAUUGGCUGUUUAGAACGUCCAUCCGCAUUAUUUCUCACUAGGUGUAUGGCCACCAUAAAGUCAUUGACCAGUGUAGAGGGGUGGGCUAGUGCAAGGGACGUAAAGCAGCUUGCCAGAAAUGUCUUUCAUGCAAUUGACUUGGAAGCGGAAGUUCUUAAACUGGAAGAAAAGCAAGUGACCCUGGCAUUGAAUCGGAUGUUAAAAGACCGACAGUCUAAGAUGGUGAAGUCUACUCCUUCAAGGUCUCAAGAUAAGGAGGCAGACUCUUCGCAUACACCAACACCCUCAUCUAUGCCAACUUUAUCGACUAGCACCCAUACGAAUGCCACUACUCAGCAAACCACAAAUGGAGGCAACUCGGCUGAUGACGAGGGAUCGGAUGAAGGGGGGUCGGGUGAAGGGGGGUCGGGUGAAGGGAGGUCGGGUGUAGGAGCAGUUAUAUCGCCUGAAUCGCCCGAGAGUGACCGCAAUGGCAAAGCCGUACGAGACGCUGGUGUAAGCGACGAAGUCUGGGAGCAGCUCCAGAAAGAUCAAGCAGAAGAAGAGCGAAAGGAAUCAGAAUACCUCAAGCUCAAGGAAGCUGCCAAGAAGCUUGCGGCUGAAGAGGCUCGAGAAAAGAUUGUUCGCGAAGUAAUUGCCGAAGACGAGGAAGCUCGGAAGAAAGAGGAGGCUCGGCGACGCGCAGCGGCUGAAGCUCGAGAAAGGAUCUUGCGCCAGCUAAUCGAGGAAGAAAAACGCCGGAAAGAAGAAGCACAGAAAAGAGAGAAAUUAAAGGCCCUUGGAGUGUGCCCUGCUGGAUAUCAUUGGGUCAAGCAGGCUGCUGGAUACCGUUGUGCUGGGGGAUCACACUAUCUCUCGGAUGGACAGAUUUAGUUUGUGUGCGGCGUAGAUUGAGAAGUCCGUUUUAAUAUUUAUCUACUAUUUAUCGCAUCUUAAUUAGAAUGUAUUAUUUUUCACGUUUCUGGUAUAUUCUUGUGUCCAGAGGCGUAUGUGGCUCUUGGCCCUCCAUAUGUACACGUAAACAUCUCAGGCGGUUGACUGCAGAGCGCUUUGG
Trichoderma atroviride IMI 206040 is the source of this 7111-nucleotide messenger RNA. The record is from RefSeq and is a predicted model, not a curated record. Lineage: Eukaryota; Fungi; Ascomycota; Sordariomycetes; Hypocreales; Hypocreaceae.